Molecule: messenger RNA, 1239 nt
Organism: Miscanthus lutarioriparius
Lineage: Eukaryota; Viridiplantae; Streptophyta; Magnoliopsida; Poales; Poaceae
Source: the annotation of a GenBank genome assembly
AUGCCGUCCACCGCCGCCGCUCGAGCCGUUCCGGCCCGCUGCGACCUCCUCAUGCUAGGCAUCGAGACCAGCUGCGACGACACUGCGGCUGCUGUGGUGAGAGGUGACGGCGAGAUCCUUAGCCAAGUGGUUUCUUCCCAAGCGGAUUUGCUUGCGAGGUAUGGUGGUGUUGCUCCUAAGAUGGCCGAGGAAGCACAUGCCCUUGUGAUUGACCAGGUUGUUCAAAAGGCCCUUGACGAUGCAAAAUUGUCAGAAAGUGAUCUUUCUGCAGUCGCUGUGACCAUUGGACCGGGACUUAGUCUAUGCCUUAGAGUUGGUGUUCAUAAAGCUAGACAGGUAGCGAAAGCAUUUGGGUUGCCUAUUGUUGGAGUUCAUCAUAUGGAAGCGCAUGCAUUAGUUUCCAGGCUAGUGAAUAAGGACCUUGAUUUCCCAUUUCUGGCUCUUCUAAUUUCAGGAGGACACAAUCUUCUUGUUCUUGCUCGUGGCCUUGGGCAAUACAUUCAACUGGGGACUACUAUAGAUGAUGCGAUUGGUGAGGCAUAUGACAAAUCAGCAAGAUGGUUGGGCCUUGAUAUGCGGAAAGGUGGUGGUCCUGCUCUUGAAGAGCUUGCUCUAGAAGGUGAUCCAAAUGCUGUUAAGUUCAGAGUUCCAAUGCGGCAACACAAAGAUUGCAAUUUUUCUUAUGCUGGCCUGAAGACUCAAGUUCGAUUGGCAAUUGAAUCUAAGAACUUAUGUACAGAGGAUGUUCCCAUUUCGUCUGCAUCGGAGGAAGACAGACAAUCAAGGGCGAACAUUGCUGCCUCUUUUCAGCGAGUUGCUGUGUUACAUUUGGAAGAAAGAUGCCAUCGAGCAGUUGAAUGGGCAUUGAAGAUGGAACCUUCCAUCAAAUACUUUGUUGUUUCAGGAGGAGUCGCAUCCAACAAGUAUGUUAGGACUCGCUUGAAUCAAGUUGCUGAGAAUAAUGGCCUACAACUUGUAUCUCCUCCUCCAAGCCUUUGUACUGACAAUGGCGUCAUGAUUGCUUGGACUGGGAUUGAGCACUUCGUUGUGGGGAGAUUUGAGGAUCCACCUACUGAUGAUGAGCCUGAUGAUAUGCAGACACGAAUUGAGAGCAGUUCCAGUCUGAGUGCUGGAAGAGCAAUCGCAUCCUACCCCGUGCUCAUUCGAUUCUCCGGGAGACCAGGACCUGCAAAUGAGGACGCCACACAAGGGCCAACUAAAAAGCAGCUCCAGCAGUAG